Molecule: messenger RNA, 6254 nt
Organism: Phragmites australis (common reed)
Lineage: Eukaryota; Viridiplantae; Streptophyta; Magnoliopsida; Poales; Poaceae
Product: callose synthase 7-like
Exons: 42
Coding region: 198-5984 (1928 amino acids)
Biological process (GO): (1->3)-beta-D-glucan biosynthetic process
Cellular component (GO): plasma membrane; 1,3-beta-D-glucan synthase complex
Molecular function (GO): 1,3-beta-D-glucan synthase activity
Source: RefSeq, a predicted model, not a curated record
AAAGCGAAAAGGCGCGCUCCACACUCAGGCACAGCCUCGAGCCCUCCUCCCUCCCUCCUUUAAGAUGCCUUGCCCCGCUCCCCUCCCUUCCCCACCUCGCUUCCUCACCACCACCGCCGCCGCACCCGCACUAGUCGAUCACCACCGCGCCCGCGCGCACAGCAACAGGAACGCCGUCGGGAGUGGCGUCGCCGGGGAUGGCGAACGCCCGCGGAGGCGGGGGGCCGUCGCCGAUGCGGUCCCAGUCGGGGCGGCAGCGGGCGCCCUCGCGGGCGCUCUCGCGGGCGCCCACCCGCGCCUUAACCAUGCGCCCCGACGGGUUCUCCGGGGAGGACGGCACCGAGGGCCCGUUCAUGGAGGAGAGCGAGCUCGUGCCGUCCUCGCUCGCGCCCAUCGUCCCCAUACUCCGCGCCGCCAACGAGAUCGAGGAGGAGAACCCGCGCGUCGCCUACCUAUGUCGGUUUGCUGCAUUCGAGAAGGCUCACCAUAUGGAUCCAACCUCCAGUGGACGUGGAGUUCGGCAAUUCAAAACAUAUCUGUUGCAUAGGCUAGAAAAGGAUGGACAAGAGACAGCGCGCAAGCUUGCUUCAACCGAUGCAAAGGAGAUACAAAGGUUCUAUGAGCAGUACUGUAAAGAAUAUCUAGAGAAAGGUCACGAAACGAGAAAAUCGGAGGAGAUGACUAGAUACUUUCAGAUUGCGUCUGUCCUAUAUGAUGUUCUGAAAACUGUGGCGCCUGGAAUACAUCAUGCUGACUUUAAAGGCUUUGAAAAGGAUAAAGCUUCCUUUUCACAGUACAACAUUCUACCCCUAAAUAUUACUGGUUCAAGACAACCAAUAAUGGAAAUUCCCGAGAUCAAAGCAGCAGUGCGUCUUCUUCGUAGGAUUGAAGGCCUUCCAAUGCCAAGGACUGAAGUAUCCCAAAGCUCAGACGGAACGACGGUGUCUGAAGAGAUGGACAUACCCCAUGAUUUGCUGGACUGGCUCUGGCAAACAUUUGGAUUUCAGAAAGGGAAUGUUGAGAAUCAAAAGGAGCAUUUGAUUUUGUUGCUUGCAAACAUUGAUAUGAGAAAGGGGGGUAAUGUCCACCAGAGUGAAAGGCACCAUCAUGAGAUAGACAGUACUACAGUGAUGCACUUGAUGAAGAACUUUUUUCAAAAUUACGACUCUUGGUGUCAAUACUUGCAUUUGAAGUCAAACAUUAGAAUCCCAAGGGAUGCCUCCGCACAACAGGCAGAGCUUCUCUACAUAGGACUAUAUUUGCUGAUUUGGGGUGAAGCUUCCAAUGUUCGCUUUAUGCCUGAGUGUCUUUGCUAUAUCUUCCACCACAUGGCGAGAGAUUUAUAUGACAUAAUAUCUGAUAGAAGAGAAGAAUAUUUUGAUCCACCAUUUCGUAGAGAGGGGAGCGAUGAUGCAUUUUUGCAGCUAGUUAUUCAACCCAUCUUCAAUGUUAUGCGGAAGGAAGCUAUAGGGAGCAAACAUGGUACUGUGAGCCACUCAAAGUGGAGAAACUAUGAUGACUUGAAUGAAUACUUCUGGUCGAAAAAAUGCUUCAAAAAACUUGGAUGGCCAAUGGAUCUAGCAGCUGACUUUUUCGCAGAUCCUGCCAAACCUAAAAACGAAACCGAGAAACAUGAUCAUGCGAGUAGCAGACGAAGGGUAUCAAAAACAAACUUUGUUGAAGUCCGGACCUUUUUGCACUUAUUCAGAAGUUUUGAUCGAAUGUGGGCCUUCUUUAUAUUGGCUUUCCAGGCGAUGGUAAUUAUUGCCUGGAGCCCUUCUGGAUCACUUUCUUCUAUAUUUGACCCAGAUGUUUUCAGAAAUGUAUUGACAAUCUUCAUAACGGCUGCAUUCCUAAACUUCCUUCAAGCCACACUACAAAUAGUUCUCAACUGGAAAGCUUGGAGGAGCCUGGAGUGCUCACAAAUGACACGAUACAUCCUAAAAUUUGUCGUAGCUAUUGCCUGGUUGAUAAUUCUUCCGACAACAUACGCAAGCUCUAUUCAAAAUCCGACAGGCCUUGUGAAGUUCUUCAGCAAUUGGAUUGGAAAUCUGCAGAGUGAAUCCAUUUAUAAUUUUGCAGUUGCUAUUUACAUGUUACCAAACAUAUUCAGUGCCUUGUUUUUCAUAUUUCUACCAAUUCGAAAAACCUUAGAGCGUUCAAAUGCUCGCAUUGUUAGAUUUCUUCUGUGGUGGAAUCAGCCAAAGUCAUAUGUUGCGAGAGGCAUGUAUGAGGGCACAUGUUCACUUCUUAAGUACACAUCGUUCUGGAUUCUAUUGCUUAUAUGCAAGCUCACUUUCAGUUUUUAUGUUGAGAUUUCUCCUCUUGUUGGGCCUACCAGAACAAUCAUGUUUUUGGGAGUGGGGACUUAUGAGUGGCAUGAGUUCUUCCCGUACUUGCAGCAUAAUUUAGGUGUUGUGAUUACUGUAUGGGCUCCAAUUGUCAUGGUAUACUUCAUGGACACACAAAUAUGGUAUGCCAUUUUCUCCACCAUAUGUGGUGGAGUAAAUGGUGCUUUCAGCCGCUUGGGUGAGAUCCGAACCCUUGGGAUGCUAAGAUCAAGAUUUGAGGCAAUCCCAAUAGCAUUUGGCGAAAAACUUGUACCUGAUCAUGGCAGUCAGGUCAAAACACAUGAGGGAGCCAAAAGGUCGCACAUUGAUAAGUUUGCUGACAUAUGGAAUGCAUUUAUUAAUUCUUUGCGAGACGAGGACUUACUAAGCGAUAGGGAGAAAAAUCUAUUGAUUGUUCCAUCAUCUGGCAGUAAAACUAGUGUUUUUCAGUGGCCUCUUUUCCUUCUUGCUAGUAAGAUUCCAAUUGCACUUGACAUGGCAAAGAGUGUCAAGAAAAAGGAUGAAGAAUUGAGAAAAAGGAUAAAUCAGGAUCCUUAUACCAAGUAUGCUGUAAUAGAAUGCUACGAGACAUUAUUGGAUAUUCUUUACAACCUUAUAGCAGAAGAAAGUGAUAAGAAAGUUGUUGAUAGAAUACGUGAAAGCAUCGAAGAUAGCAUACAACGUCGGCAACUUGUGAAAGAGUUCCGAUUGGAUGAACUUCCUCAACUAAGUACUAAGUUUGAUAAGCUGCUAAAACUACUGGUACUGAAAGAUGAUUAUGAUGAAAAUGAUCCAGCAAAGACACAGGUCGCCAAUCUGUUACAAGAUAUAAUGGAAAUUAUCACGCAGGAUAUUAUGAAAAAUGGACAAGGUAUCUUGAAGGAUGAAGACAGCCAAAAACAACUGUUUGCAAAUAUAAAUCUGGACUGGCUAAAGUAUGAUGAUUGGAGGGAGAAGUGUGUUAGGCUUCAAUUGUUGUUGACAACAAAAGAAUCUGCUAUAUAUGUACCGAUGAACUUGGAAGCUCGGCGUAGGAUCACCUUUUUUGCAAACUCACUUUUUAUGAAAAUGCCAAGGGCUCCACCAGUCCGCAGCAUGAUGUCCUUCAGUGUUUUAACUCCAUACUUCAAAGAGGACGUGCUCUUUUUACCAGAGGAUCUUUAUAAAAAGAAUGAGGAUGGUAUAUCCAUACUGUUCUAUCUACGGAAAAUAUACCCAGAUGAAUGGAAGAACUUUCUUGAGCGGAUAAAAUUUAAUCCGAUGGUUGAAGAUGAACUUAAAAAGAUGGAUGAAAUCUGUCCUUGGGCAUCUUAUAGGGGUCAAACGCUCACCAGAACUGUGAGAGGAAUGAUGUACUACAGGAAGGCGCUUGAGACCCAAUGUGCUCAAGAUAUGAGUGAUCUUGCUAGAUUGGACCGAGAUAGAACAACAACAUCCUAUCAAGAGUCAGAGGCUGUUUGCGAAAUGGCACAAGCUAUUGCUGAUAUCAAGUUCACAUAUGUUGUCUCAUGUCAAGUCUAUGGCAUGCAAAAGAUAUCCAAGGAUCCGAAAGACCAAAAUUGCUAUCUGAAUAUACUUAAUCUCAUGAUAACGAACCCAUCAUUACGUGUUGCUUUCAUUGAUGAGAGAGAGGCUCCGACUGGAAAUGGAACAACAGAGAAAACAUAUUAUUCUGUUCUUGUCAAAGGUGGUGAAAAGUAUGAUGAGGAAAUUUACCGCAUCAAACUUCCUGGCAAUCCGACGGCUAUUGGAGAAGGAAAACCUGAAAAUCAAAAUCAUGCCAUAAUCUUCACUAGGGGAGAAGCACUCCAGGCCAUUGAUAUGAAUCAGGAUAAUUAUAUAGAGGAGGCAUUUAAAAUGAGAAAUGUGCUGGAGGAGUUUGAGAGUAGAAACUAUGGAAAUAGCAAACCCACUAUAUUGGGCCUACGUGAGCACAUUUUUACUGGAAGUGUUUCAUCACUUGCUUGGUUUAUGUCCAACCAAGAGAUGAGCUUUGUUACCAUUGGGCAAAGAGUUCUGGCAAAUCCUCUCAAGGUCCGGUUCCAUUAUGGUCACCCAGAUAUUUUUGAUAGACUCUUCCAUAUCACUAGGGGUGGCAUAAGUAAAGCCUCAAAGACUAUAAAUCUCAGUGAAGAUAUCUUUUCAGGUUAUAAUUCAACAAUGAGAGGGGGAAAUAUUACACAUCACGAAUACAUGCAAGUCGGUAAGGGGCGUGAUGUGGGAAUGAAUCAAAUAUCUAGCUUUGAAGCUAAAGUGGCCAAUGGCAAUGGUGAACAAACAUUGAGUCGGGACAUCUAUCGACUUGGACGCAGAUUUGACUUUUACAGAAUGCUAUCUUUCUACUUUACUACAGUUGGGUUUUAUUUCAGCAGCAUGGUUACUGUGCUUACUGUCUAUGUAUUUUUGUAUGGGAGGCUGUAUCUAGUUUUGAGUGGUCUGGAAAAGUCUAUUCUGCAGGAUCCACGUAUUGAGCAGAACAUCAAGCCUCUUGAAAAUGCUCUCGCUUCACAGUCUGUUUUCCAACUAGGAUUGAUUCUUGUCCUCCCUAUGGUCAUGGAAGUUGGCUUAGAGAAGGGGUUCCGCACAGCCUUAGGAGAGUUUGUAAUCAUGCAGCUUCAGUUGGCCUCUGUGUUCUUCACAUUCCAGCUUGGCACCAAAACCCACUACUAUGGGAGAACAAUACUUCAUGGUGGUGCUAUAUACAGAUCUACAGGCCGUGGAUUUGUCGUGUACCACGCAAAGUUUGCUGAAAAUUACCGCAUGUACUCCCGGAGCCACUUUGUCAAAGGACUCGAACUGUUGAUACUUUUGGUUGUAUAUCUAGCCUACGGAAGUUCCUAUCGCAGCUCAAAACUGUACCUAUUUGUCACCUUCUCCAUAUGGUUCCUGGUUGGUUCUUGGCUCUUUGCGCCAUUUAUCUUCAAUCCAUCUUGCUUUGAGUGGCAGAAGACGGUUGAGGACUGGACAGAUUGGAGGAAGUGGAUGGGUAACCGAGGGGGUAUUGGCAUGUCUCUGGACCAAAGCUGGGAAGCUUGGUGGAUAAGCGAGCAGGAGCACCUCAGGAAGACUAGCUGUCGCGCCCUUCUGUUAGAAAUCAUCCUUUCACUUCGUUUCUUGAUCUACCAGUAUGGCGUUGUCUACCAUCUUAACAUAGCACGUCGCAACAAAAGCAUUCUGGUAUAUGCAUCGUCAUGGGUGGUUAUGCUCGUUGUUCUAGUUGUCUUGAAGAUGGUUUCAAUAGGGCGGCAGAAAUUUGGAACAGACCUGCAGCUUAUGUUCCGCAUCCUCAAGGGCCUUCUCUUCCUUGGUUUUGUCUCAGUGAUGGCGGUCCUGUUUGUUGUCGGUAACCUCACGAUUUCUGAUGUCUUUGCUAGUAUUCUUGGGUUCUUGCCUACUGGAUGGUGUAUUCUUCUGAUUGGACAAGCAUGCUCACCAUUGCUUAAGAAGACCAUGAUGUGGGACUCCAUCAUGGAGCUCGGGCGGGCGUAUGAGAACAUAAUGGGUCUCGUUCUCUUCCUGCCCAUCGGCUUCCUGUCAUGGUUCCCCUUCGUCUCGGAGUUCCAGACGCGGCUGUUGUUCAACCAAGCCUUCAGCCGAGGCCUCCAGAUCUCGAGGAUCCUCGCCGGUCAGAAGGAUUUCGGUGAGUUCAAAUGACCCAGCUUCAUCUAUCCAGUGAACUCACCUCGGAUGGCAAAGCAAGGCACCAGUGCUAUGUUUGUCAUGAUGGGCGUCUGUAAUGUACCUUCAUGAGGUCUACUAGCUUCUGGACUUGGAGUUAUUAGUUGGUCUAUCAUUAUUAUAUUGUUGAUGUUUUUCCUUUGUAAAGUGACAAAGUAACUAGAAUUGACACCUACUGGUACAUUGGUACCGGACUUCACGUAUACACAUUCUCAUGAAAUUAUUGGACAAACUUACUCAGGAUUA